CAGAGCAAAGGUCCGAGUAUAAAACCCUGAGCCUCUGACUGUCAUCUGCACUCUCUGACUUCAACAGACAGGCGCGGAUUACCAGAGAGAGGGGGCAAAUCACCAUAUCACCCUACCAGUGAAGAGGAAAAUCCUUCUACAAUGGUAGACAAAGUUUUCAAAAAGACCAGUGGAAAUGGCCAGCUCACUCUGUACUUGGGGAAGAGAGACUAUGUUGACCACAUUGACUCAGUUGAGCCUGUUGAGGGUGUACUGAAAAUCGAUCCUGCAGACCUUGGAGACAGAAAAGUUUGGAUUCAGCUGGCCUGCGCUUUCCGUUAUGGUCGUGAAGACCUGGACGUGAUUGGGCUUUCCUUUAGAAAAGACAUCUGGAUUCAGCACAUACAGCUAUAUCCUGAUGCUGGCCACAAACCCACCCUGACAGAGAUGCACGACACUCUCAUGAAGAAAGCUGGAGAGCAGGGUCAUCCCUUCACUUUUAAUAUUCCUACCAACCUUCCCUGCUCUGUUACACUUCAGCCUGGCCCAGAUGAUAAAGGAAAGGCUUGUGGUGUUGAUUUUGAAGUCAAGGCCUACUUGGCUCAAUCAGCUGAUGACCCCGAUGAGAAGAUCGACAAGAAGGACACCUGCCGUCUUGUCAUUCGCAAAAUCCAGUUUGCUCCUGAUAACACAGGAUCUGGACAAAAAGCUGAGCUCUGCAAGAGCUUUAUGAUGUCUGAUAAGCCUGUUUUUCUGGAGGCCUCUCUGGACAAGGAAAUCUACUACCAUGGUGAUCCCAUCCCAGUCACCGUUAAGAUCAAGAAUGAGACCACCAAAGUUGUGAAAAAAAUCAAGGUUACAGUUGACCAAACCACAGACGUGGUUCUCUAUUCAGCCGACAAAUACACCAAGAAUGUGCUGUGUGAAGAGUUUGGGGAAACUGUAGAAGGAAAUGCGACUUUUGAAAAAACCCUCCCGAUCACUCCUCUGCUCUCAAACAACAAGGAGAAACGUGGCCUGGCGCUGGACGGCAGACUUAAAGAUGAAGACACCAAUUUGGCCUCAACCACUAUAAUAAGGGGAAGUAUGGAUAAGGAGGUUCUGGGAAUCCUGGUGUCCUAUAAGAUCAAGGUUAACCUCAUGGUAUCAGGAGGAGGUCUGCUGGGAGGCUUGACAGCAAGUGAUGUGACAGUAGAGCUGCCUCUGACCCUGAUGCACCCUAAACCCAAAGAUUGAAUGCCCAUAUCAGAUUCCACAGGACAGAUGUUAUCCUCGAGUACAUUCCCUCAGCACUUUCACAGCAAGACAGAAGAAGGAAAGUCGCACGGCUCCCCAUUAAACAAAGAAGGCAUUUCAGACAAUGCCAGGAGUACCUCACAACACAGAAAACACAUUAGUAUCACUUAGCAAAGUCGCUAGGUCAUACUGAUGGUGAUAAAAUGAGAGUUUAAAGAAUAAAUCCAACUUCAAAACAUAAGUGUGGAAUGAAUGAUUGCCUUGAGGUUCUCAGUCCAGGAAUAACAUACCUCUUCUUUGUGAAAGUGCUCCCUAAUGACCGUCAUCUUACCUAUAAAUGAACCCAUAGGAUACAAAGUUUGUCUGAGCAAUGCAUUUCAAUGUAUGGAGUUUAAUCAUCUCAUUAUGUAUGCUUGUUGUAACUUGUCUUGUGUAGAGUCUAGAGCCAUUUAAACCAGCAACAUUUAAAUCACAGCAACUUUUGUGUCUUGUUUGAUUUGUCAUGUGUGGAAUUUUUGACUCUUGAGUCAUUAAACCAAAUAAAAUACCUAUGAAACCUUCA
Messenger RNA from Carassius carassius (crucian carp), 1777 nucleotides. Its product is annotated as arrestin-C-like. NCBI's taxonomy places the organism in Eukaryota, Metazoa, Chordata, Actinopteri, Cypriniformes, Cyprinidae. The record is from RefSeq and is a predicted model, not a curated record. Gene Ontology annotation, biological process: signal transduction; visual perception; G protein-coupled receptor internalization. Gene Ontology annotation, molecular function: G protein-coupled receptor binding. The coding region runs from base 142 to 1215 and encodes 357 amino acids. The transcript is spliced from 16 exons.